This is a messenger RNA of Plasmopara halstedii, 615 nucleotides long. RefSeq lists its product as uncharacterized. The coding region runs from base 1 to 615 and encodes 204 amino acids. The record is from RefSeq and is a predicted model, not a curated record. The transcript has a single exon. Gene Ontology annotation, cellular component: nucleus. Gene Ontology annotation, biological process: maturation of SSU-rRNA from tricistronic rRNA transcript (SSU-rRNA, 5.8S rRNA, LSU-rRNA). NCBI's taxonomy places the organism in Eukaryota, Oomycota, Peronosporomycetes, Peronosporales, Peronosporaceae.
AUGAACAGCAUAUUGCUCGGAGCACUUCGUGAGCACUCGGAACAAUUUGCGGCGGGUGCAAUCAAAUCGCCAUGGGACUAUUUUGAAUAUAGUGUAAAGCUCGUACUUGCUCGUUGGACAGCGUUGCGAAUGGCAAUAGAAGGUGAAUGGGGUGGUGGUGAUACUCGUCGAAAGUAUGAAAUUCUGCUUGAGGAGAUUCUAAAUGUAUUCAAAUACAACAAAACAGUAUACGCCGACGCCAUGUCCGACAAUAUUGGUGGCUACGUAGAGUCAGAAUUUGGGCUGAUUUGUGAAGAUGGUAGCGUUGAGGAAAUAUCGACACUACUCACGGUCUUGGCGGAUGAGUGCAAGAAAGCACAGUACGACCGUGUUAAGGCUAUGCACGAGCAGGUACAAUCGCUGAUUCCCAUUGACCUCAAGGCUGCCAAGGUCAGGACACAAAAUGAUGACAUUUUGAAUGCCGAAGAUGGUAAGCCGACUUUAACUUCUAUCAGUGAGGACGAUCCAGAACCUUUGGUCGACGAAGAUGGAUUUAUUAGUAUUCGGCGUUCUGGCCGUCGAAAAGCACCCACAAAGUUUUACGACCCAUUGGCGGAAUUUCCAGGCGCAGCAUAA